AUGGACAAUGGCAAGCGACAGCGUCAGAUGAGCCAGCGCUUGAAGGCUCAGGUGAAACGUAAUGCUAGAUACAGAAGAGGAAGGUAUAUGAUUCAAAAGAUUACUCAUCAAAUCGACAAUGGGCCAACUCAAGCUGGAUCAUCUGUUUCACCCCUAGUCCCUACUCCAGGCUCAACAUCACCUGGCAUCACUGGCUCCGAGUCGGUGGACGACACGACACCGGCGUCUUGGCCCAGCAAUAUUGACAGUGACAUCUCAAUAUAUACAGACAGCGGCUUGCACAAGGUACGCAAUACAGUCGACCUACCACUACGUGAGAAUCCCCAGCACUUCCUCUUUGGACAUACUUUUCGCGAAACGCUAAACGUCAACCUCGAUGGCGAGGAGGAUCUCCGUUUCCUCAUGACCUACAAGGACUACGUAUUUCCACUUCUUCACCCAUUCUAUCACACUUCGUUCUUUGAAGGCGGGCAUACCUGGCUUCUGGUUGCUGCCUUCAGAAACCCCGAGUCAAGACAGUUGAUCGUGAGCCUUGUCACGUACUUCUUCUCAGUCGUACCUCUGGUUCCUGGCGCCGGAAAUACCUCAUGUUCGGCCUUUACCUGGGAACAGGUUCAAAGGAAAUCGGAGCAAGCUUUCAAGGGAAUGCAGCAUAGGGUUGAGAUGCUUGGCGUCGCCGCGAAUCUAUGGGAGAGAACGCAUCUCUUUGGAGACAUCAUGCUAUUACUCGAGUUCGAAACCAUGACUCAGUACUCCCAAGCAUGGAGACCUCAUUUAGAUGCUGCGUUGAUACUCUUUAAGCAAAUCCUCGACUCGCCAGAAAUAAGGCAUGUUGUGUGGCGUUUAACCUUUGAUCCAAUGGACAUGUCGGCGCAGGAGGCGAGCAAAAUUGAUGGCUCGGGCAUCAACUUGUUUUCUUCUACACAAGUGGCUUUGCGCUUUUUCGCUGCCAAGAUCAUUCUCGCCGACAUCAUAUCUAGUAGUGUACUUGAGCAAGUACCACGUCUCAACGACUAUUACGAAAAGUUGAUAUCAGGUCAAGUUGACGACAAUCUGAGCAUGAAAGAUGUGACUGGGUGUGAGAACUGGGUUUUUCUCAACAUUGCAGACACAGUGGCCCUCGACGCCUGGAAGAAAGAGACAAAAAGGAAGGGGAACUUCUCCUUCAUGAAUUUAGUCCAAAGGGCAGGCAAGAUUGUCGAAAAGCUUGAUCAGGGCCUGGCUAUACUGAACGAUGAAGAGAGUCGAGCGCAAAACGCUCCUCAUCAGCGACGCGAGGUUUUCGCAGAGUACACUCUGCUACGAACCAUGCGUCCUCCGCCCGACGCUUAUUAUGCCAUUACUCGGAUAUGGGCCACCGCUGCCAGACUUUAUCUCAUCGUUGUACUCUCCGGUUGGAGCACCGAAACCAACGAAGUUAUUGAGCUCGUGUCUAGUAACCUCAAGUUACUAAAAGACUUGAGUAAACCGAGCUGGCUGAUGACCUUGGCCUGGCCCUUCUGCGUUACAGGCUGCUUGGUGUCCGAAAGUCAGGAAUCGGUAGUGGAGAGCAUCUUUGACAGAACGAAGCCACUGAGUAACGUAGGCGGAUUGACUGAGGCUAUGAAGAUCGUUCGAGAGACGUGGAAACGGCGAGGGUCGUUGAACCACGAGUGGGACAUGGCGGCUUGCUUUAAGAGUUUGGAUGAUAUUCCGUUGCUCGUUUGA
Molecule: messenger RNA, 1707 nt
Organism: Fusarium subglutinans
Lineage: Eukaryota; Fungi; Ascomycota; Sordariomycetes; Hypocreales; Nectriaceae
Product: transcriptional regulatory UME6
Exons: 1
Coding region: 1-1707 (568 amino acids)
Biological process (GO): positive regulation of transcription by RNA polymerase II
Cellular component (GO): nucleus
Molecular function (GO): DNA-binding transcription factor activity; transcription cis-regulatory region binding
Source: RefSeq, a predicted model, not a curated record